CAAAAAUGUCAAAAUAAAUGAAGUAAAUGCUUGCUUGCUGCAAAAUAAUAUUACUAUUUCUUGUAAUAUUUAGGAAUUCCGGAUAAUUCCUGAUGAUACCGACGUCGGUUCAUGUUUUACAAUAAUUAUGAUUCCUUCCUAAUAAAUCUAUAAAAGUAGUAUCUACGACAACAUGGAAGUAAUUCAUGAAUCCCUGCGAGAGCAAACACUGCAGAGUUCAGUUGAAGAUCUACCCGAUGAGGUUCUAGAAUUCAUACUUGGAUUUUUACCACCAUACAAAGAUUUGCAGAAUUGUAUGACAGUAUGUAGACGAUGGUACAAUUGCGGUCAAAAUGUAUUGCGCAAAACAUCCCUGAAACUUGUUAAAGCAGUAGGAGAAUUCAAUAUCUUAUGGAAAAAUAUUGCUCCAACUGACAUGGUACCAACAAUCACAAAAAGAUUUUCACAUGCAGCUUGUGUGUUGGAGAAUAACAUGUACAUAUUUGGUGGUUGUACCACAAAUGCAACCUCAUUCAAUGAUUUAUGGCGAUUCGACCUAUCAAAAAGGAAAUGGAUAAGACCAUUGGCUACUGGAACUUAUCCUGUUCCUAAAGCUUACACUUCAAUGGUUCACUAUAAAGAUUAUUUAAUAGUAUUUGGGGGAUGGACAUAUCCUUCAUUGUCACAAUAUUACCAAAAUGUUACAAUGUUCAAUGAAAUGCAUUUUUACUGUGUCAACACAAAUAAAUGGAUAUUAUUCAAUGCCCAUAACCCCCCACCCCCAAUGGCAGGACAUUCUGCUUGUAUAAAAGGUGAUGAAAUGGUUGUCUUUGGGGGUCUGGUCAUGUCGCCUGUUCAAAAUUUUCAAAUACAAUGUUCAAAUGAUAUAUGGGUGCUUGAUAUUCCUACUGCUACAUGGAGAAAACAAGCUACAACUAAACCACGGCCAUCUCCAAGAUAUGCCCAAUCACUUAUCCGCAUAGAUUCAGAGAGAUUGUUAUUACUAGGUGGAGUACAAACUUUACACAACAGAUUUGUUUAUAGUGAUUGUUGGAUGUUGACCAUGAAAGGUCCAACUUGGACCUGGAAAGAACUUGCAGUGAAAAAUAAGGAGUGGGCCUCUGCCAACAUCUGGUGCAACCCAGCAUGCAGGGUUGGUGACAAGGUUGUAAGUCUGAGUAGAAGUAGGAACGGAUGGAAUACAGCAAAGCCUUUGGUCACCUCUGCUGUACGAUUAUCUGCACUGAGUAGACCUGAGGGAGCACCAGUAUCCGUUAGAGUGGAACAAAGCUUACAGAGACCCUUAGAUAGAGAUCAGAAUAUAAAUGGAAGACGUGGUGUGCUGCCCAGACAAGCUUCUGUUAAUACAGCAAGACAACAGGUCUCUCCAAAUCCUCCUAAUAAUGAACCUGUAGCAGGUCCUAGUCGUGAAAAUGAUAUCCAAAAUCCCUCAACAUCAAAAGAAAACAGUGAUUCUGAAAAUAGUAAUGCAGGAGCUGGACCCAGUUCUGAAUCUAAACAAUCUGGAAGUGGACUAGAUCUUGGAAAGAAGGAUUCAACCUUACGACGAAAUAAAACAAAGAACAAAGGGAUGAAGAUUGUAAGGCAAUUGCAAGAAGCAAAUAAAUAUAGGAUGGCUGCAUUUGCAUGUGAUCCAGCUGUUAAUGAGUCACCCCCUGAAAAUGAUCUCAUAAAUCAAAGACAAAUUGCUCACUUAGAAAAUAGGAGAGAACAAGAUUCACCACCACCAAACCAACAUAGGCCGCCAGCAGUGAAGAAAAUUAAAAGAAAUACUUUGACUAUGCAUGUUUUAGAUAUUUCAACAAUUCUAGAUGGAAAUUCACUCAAUUAUGUUUCAUGGCUAUGCCCUCGUUUAGGCGAAAUGAGUGGAGCUCCAGAGGAAUUAGUUAUGUAUUCAUUGGUGAAAGGAAAUGGUGAAUUGAUAAUGUUUGGCGGUGUUCAUAAUGAUAUUAGUGUUUUGAAUUAUUCAGAACAUCAAAAUUUGUAUUCUAACUCUCUACAUUUUAUUACACCUCCUAGAGAUAUAAUUUAACCAACUAUCAUAUACUGAGCUUUAUUUUCUUUUCUUUAAUAAUAUUGACAUAAUAACAGCUACAUAUUUUAAGCUAUUUGACAUCAUGUAUCUGCAAAGAAUACUCUCUUUAUUUUUCUCAAGCUCAAAUUAGAAACCUAACUAGUAUGUAUCCCUAAGCACUAUAUUCAAUUUAAUUAGAUGUUCAUUCAAAACAUCUUUACUUACACUAAUAUAAUUACAUGUAUGUAUAUUAUUACUUUUACCAUAAUCUAAUUAUGCAAAAAGUUUGUUGGAACACAAUAUUAUUAUCGAAAACAAAUCAGCUAUGAUUCAAAUUAAAUUAAAAACUGUGUUCUGUGAUUUAUGUUGUAAAUAAAGAAGAGGCUUGUGUAUAGGAAAGUGUAAAAUUUAAGCUUUUGUCAAUAAACUGAUUUAUUUGUA
This is a messenger RNA of Ostrinia nubilalis (European corn borer), 2455 nucleotides long. It is a transcript of the gene Fbxo42, whose product is annotated as F-box only protein 42. Lineage: Eukaryota; Metazoa; Arthropoda; Insecta; Lepidoptera; Crambidae. The record is from RefSeq and is a predicted model, not a curated record. Bases 173 to 2032 code for a protein of 619 amino acids. Gene Ontology annotation, cellular component: SCF ubiquitin ligase complex. Gene Ontology annotation, molecular function: ubiquitin-like ligase-substrate adaptor activity; protein binding. The transcript is spliced from 3 exons.